AUGACAUUGUGGCACAAGGUGAAAUUUGAAACCGGCCACUGGGGCCUGAAACCCCAAGAUAAUCGCGAAGCCGUUCCGUUCUCCAUGUACAAGCACCAGGAACCCCAGAAUAUCCCUGUCGUCCGGCAAGAGGGAUUCCAUCUACCGACCCCUCCACCUUUUUCCCACUCUGGCACCGACACGAGUAACCACGAUUCCUCGAACUCCUCCUCAUCGCACCACAGUACGACGGGAUCGUCUGUCUUUGGGCUCGGGCACAGCGUCUUUCAUCCGGGCAAUCUCGAUCUCGACAGCGAGCUCGUGAGCCUGAUCCACUCAGGGAACAAUAACGAGGGCGGUCCACCCAAUCCUGGAACCGGUGAUUUUCGUCCCUCCAGUGUAGGGAGCUACCAUUCGCCUCCCCAUACCCACAACAUCUUCGAUAUCAGCGCCCCUCCGUUGCACCACGGACACUCGUACGGACACCAUAUGCAAGGAUCAGGAUCUGGCGCCGGCUCUUUUCCCUCCCAAUUUUCCCUACCAUCUGCAUCUACGACCAAUGGGAAUGGCCAAAACAACGGCCGGGACUCUUCCUCGCCUCCCGAUGGCCCGCUCACUCGCCAUUACAACUUCAACUCGACACUGCCGGCACUCAACAGCAGUAUGCGAUAUGAUCCACACCCCCCGUCUGCCAACGGGCUUCCGGGUACCACUUUUGCCUCGACACCGUCAAGCUAUCACUCCCCCAGUCCCCAUCGCCAUUCACAAUCGAGGAGCCGAAGCCGCAGCCGACCGCCUUCUUCCCAUCUUUCGGUCGGUUCGGUCGGACCGGGGCCCACGCGUAAUUCAAGAUCGCGCAGAACCGACUCAUUCGGAGCUGGCAGCCCACCGCCUCAUCAUCGGCCCGUGCCAGGAGCCAUUGUGAUACCCGGAGGAGCGGUCACACCUCGGCCAUCGUCUUCUGCAUCAUACUCGUGGUUCAGUGGAACUCCUGGAUCUGAUUUCCUGCCUUCCGGUCACUCACCCGUUGAUCCUGCCUCGCAUCCGUCCCUUCCGUCGCUCUCUUCGUCGAUCCAUUCGCCCAACUCGUCCUAUCUGGAUGGCAGCUCGUAUGGCAGUCCGGUGGAAACCAAGUUCGGUGGUCUAGGCAUCGGCAUGGGACUGAAUGGAAUGACCAAUCUGAACCUCGACAUCGGAGAUGGUGUUCCCGGAAGCUUCGGGAGCUUGAACGGAAUGGCCGUUCACGACGUCGCGCAGGAAACAAAACAGGAGCCCAAAGCGGCCCUCAUUGCAAACGAGAAGCGUCGCCGCCGGCGAGAAUCACACAACGCCGUUGAGCGUCGGAGAAGAGACAACAUAAACGAGCGCAUUUCUGAGUUGGCGACGCUCAUCCCCGAGUGUUUACUGGAAGUAGGGCCUGGCUCGAAACAGGACGGAGACGAAGAUGGAAAGGACGUUGCAGUGGCGAGCCCGGCGUCCAACGGUAAUAUGGAAGGCAUGACCACUGGUAAAGAUGGUGUCGUCAAAGCCAACAAAGGCAUGGUUCUCCGGAAGAGCGUCGAAUAUAUCCGAUACCUCCAGCAACUUGUCACUGCUCAGGGAGCACGUAACCGCGAGCUCGAACAACAGCUCCAGGGCUUCCGAGGAGGCUCCGAUGAUGAUGGUGCUACGCUGGACGACUUUCCCUCCGGGCUUGGUGACGGGGGCUGGGUGCAGUCUUUGGCUAGUAUGCCUGAAGACGAAGACGAAGACGGCAAACUCAGCGUUGGCGACGGGAUGGACGUCGAUGCUGCCAACGCAGACGAAGAAAACCGAGGUCGCCAAGCCACCAGAAGUGCUGGUCGGAAGAAACAGGCCGCCCAACGGACCAACGACGAAGGCGGCAGCGAGGACGAAAUGAGUGAUUGAGGCUUCUCAACAGCGAUUGAGGCCACUCGACAGUGAUUGAGGACACUCAAUUAAUGGAUACACGAGCCUUGUACAUCUAGUAUUUUCUGUUUCUGGUUACGAUUAAUUAAAGAUACAACUGAUGACUGCGUCACUGCAAAUCAAAG
Molecule: messenger RNA, 2033 nt
Organism: Mycena citricolor
Lineage: Eukaryota; Fungi; Basidiomycota; Agaricomycetes; Agaricales; Mycenaceae
Source: the annotation of a GenBank genome assembly